AUGGAUGUGUCGUGGGACGCGGAUAAUUUUGAGCCUAAACUACCGACCACGUUGACUACUUCGAAUAAAUGGGAAGGCGAAGACGAGGAAGAGAUUGUGAAGGAAAGUUGGGAAGACGAGGAGGAAGAAAAGAAAGAUGAGGAAAAAACUGAAGUCCAGGCACCGCCUCCACCGAAACCGAAAAAGAGAAUUCAGGAUAAAAUAGCCGAAAAAGAGCGUUUAGAACGUGAGAAGGCUGACCGUCUGUCCGUUGAGAAGGUAGAAGAACUGACUCCUGAACAAAAGCUAGCUGAAAAACUGAAAGCUCAGAAACUCCAAGAGGAGUCAGACUUAAGGCUCGCCAUGGAGACCUUUGGUGUAACAGAGGCAAACCUAGGCAAAAUCGAUGGCUUCCAACCUACUACAAAGGCUGAAUUCACAGAGUUUGCUGAUUUGCUAACCAAGAAAAUAUGCUUCUACAAGGCCAGGGAGGAGUUCCCCACAUUCAUUGAUGAGUUCAUCAGGAAUAUUGUUGUUCAAUUGCCAUCAGCAGAUAUAAAAAGGAUAAAGAUGUCUGUGGACAACCUCUACAUUGAGAAGCAGAAAUCUGAAAAAAUGGACAAGUCCAAGAAGCCAACGAAGGGCAAAGGAAAGGCUAAAUUAAAAGUUGAAGGCGAUAAUGCUCAUCUCAAUCAAUACGACAGUUAUGGUAAUUUCGACGAUGACUACGACGAUUUUAUGUAA
Spodoptera littoralis (African cotton leafworm) is the source of this 723-nucleotide messenger RNA. Lineage: Eukaryota; Metazoa; Arthropoda; Insecta; Lepidoptera; Noctuidae. The record is from the annotation of a GenBank genome assembly.